CAGAGCUCUUCUGACAGGGAGUCCACCCUGACCAUCCUCCAGGUCCUCGGAGAUCUGCUUUCUGUUGGCACAGACCGGAGGAUUCGCUACAUGAUCAGCAAGGGUGGUAGCGAAGCCCUUCUGCAGACCUUGGUGAACACAUCCAGGACGGCUUCUCCAGACUAUGACAUCCUCUUGCCUCUCUUCCGGCUGCUGGCCAAAGUUGGCCUACGAGAUAAAAAGUUUGGACAGAAGGCACUGGAAUUGGAAGCACUUGAUGUGACAUUGAUUCUGGCGAAGAAAAACCUGUCUCACAGCCAGAACCUCCUCCACUGUCUCUGGGCUCUGCGUGUCUUUGCCUUUAGUGUCACCACAGGAGCCAUGCUGGGAAUUAAUGGAGCGAUGGAACUGCUUCUCAAGGUCAUCACCCCUUAUACCCAGAAGAGCACCCGAGUAAUCAGGGCAGCCACUGAAGUUCUGGCAGCAUUGCUGAAAUCCAAGUCUAACAGCCGCAGGGCUGUGAACAGAGGCUAUGUCACCAUCUUGCUCCGGCUGCAUCAGGACUGGCACAGCCAUGACACGACCAAUUCCUACGUGCUGAUCCGCAGGGCGCUUCUGCUUUGCCUCAGGCAUAUUGCCAACCUCCGGUCUGGCAGGGAGGCCUUCCUGGCAGCUCAGGGCAUGGAGAUCCUUUUCAGCACCACACAGAACUGCCUGGAUGACAAAAGUCUGGAGCCUGUCAUCUCCCUUGUGCUUCAGAUCCUGAGGCAAUGCUACCCUAAGAGUCCACUUCCCUUGGUCACAACCAGCAGUGCUUAUUCCUUCCCAGUCCCUGGGAACAUCACCUCUGAACCUCCACAUGUUCUAACUGAAGAUUUUGAAGAUGAUGGCGAGGAAGAAGAGGACAAAGACUCAGAUUCUGAAGAUGUGAAAGAGGAAGAUGAAGACUUGGAAACAGAUGUGAACAAGCUGAGCUCCAAACCUGGUCUUGAUCGACCUGAAGAGGAACUGAUGCAAUACAAGGCAAUGUGUCUUGAGCUCACCUGCAGUUUUGAGGAACUGGAGUCCAAACCUGGAGAUGGUUUGAACUAUGACGAGACUCAGUAUGCCAAUCACCACCACAUUCUGACUGCUGCCUCCCCAAAAGGGCUUUGCUUGAAUAAGGACCAAAUCUCCUGGGGACAAGAAAGAGAAGUCCCUGUCCAGACCUCCCUUCUGAGCAGAGUGAAGAUGGGGAGGUCCAACAUACAUCUAACCUCCAAAAAAGGACCUGGAAUUAACCCAUACCAAAAUGCACGAUCCAAUGGUCUUGGGAUAGGUUCUUCUGGAAGUGAAAUCUCAGACAUUCAGGCGUCCUUCAAAGAGGAUGCUUGGGACAUAGAUGCGAUUUCCUGCCCAAGGAUAAGUGCCUCCUUUUCCAAUUCCACUAGACCUAGAGAAACUGCUGAAUUAAUAGAUAAGCUCCUGCAGACACAUCCGACGCAUAUCGCCUUCCAUGACCCCUAUCUUUAUAUGGCCAAAGCUAGAAGAACCAGAUCUGUGUCUGACUUCACAAUGAUGGCAUUUCCUGAUUUCUGGGGACAUUGUCCACCUCUCUCUGCCCAGUCCAUGUUGGAACGUAAAUGUGGAGUCCAAAGGAUCAAAAUAUUUGAGGAUGUCCGGAGGCUCAUCCAGCCAAGCGAUAUUAUAAAUAAAGUUGUCUUCAGUCUAGAUGAGCCUUGGCCUUUGCAAGACACCACUUCUGACUGCUUACGGUUCUUCUCCAAGUUUGAGUCUGGAAAUCUUCGCAAAGCCAUCCAAGUGCGUGAGUUGGAGUAUGACUUACUGAUCAAUGCUGAUGUGAAUAGCACGCAGCACCAGCAGUGGUUCUAUUUCAAGGUGAGCGGUAUGAGGGAUGCGGUCCCUUAUCGCUUCAACAUUAUCAACUGUGAGAAGGCCAACAGCCAGUUCAAUUACGGGAUGCAGCCAACUCUGUAUUCUGUGAAGGAGGCUCUUCUUGGCAGACCUGCCUGGGUACGGACAGGCUAUGAAAUCUGUUAUUACAAGAAUCAUUAUCGCCAGAGCGCAGCCAUCACAGGGGCAGAGUCUGGGAAGUGCUAUUACACCCUCACCUUUGCCGUCACCUUCCCGCAUGCCGAGGAUGUCUGCUACCUGGCCUACCACUAUCCCUACACCUACACCGCCCUCAUGACUCACCUUGAUGUUCUGGAAAAAAGCGUGAACCCCAAGCAGGUCUACUUCCAUCAGGAGAUUCUCUGCCAGACGCUAGGAGGGAAUUCAUGUCCAUUGGUGACCAUCACUGCCAUGCCCGAGUCUAACAGUGCUGACCACCUGGAGCAGCUCCGGCAGCGCCCAUACCAGGUGAUUACUGCUCGAGUUCACCCAGGAGAGAGCAAUGCCAGCUGGGUGAUGAAGGGGACCUUGGAGUUCCUGGUCAGCAGUGACCCUGUGGCUAGGCUCUUGAGGGAAAACUUCAUUUUCAAGAUCAUCCCCAUGCUCAACCCGGAUGGUGUCAUCAAUGGCAAUCACAGAUGCUCACUGAGAGGAGAGGAUUUGAACAGACAGUGGCUCUCUCCUAGUGCUCGUCUCCAGCCCACAAUUUACCACGCCAAAGGACUCCUCCACUACCUGGGCAGCAUUGGCCGGCGUCCCAUGGUCUUCUGUGAUUUCCAUGGUCACUCUCAAAAAAGGAAUGUGUUCCUUUACGGUUGUAGCAUCAAAGAGACUUUGUGGCAGGCAGGGUCCACGGUGGGCACAUCCAAUCUCUUGGAAGAUGUCAGCUACAGGACUCUUCCCAAAAUCCUUGAUAAACUAGCACCAGCAUUCACCUUAAGCAGCUGCAGCUUCCUCGUGGAGAAAUCCCGAGCCUCCACAGCACGGGUAGUGGUGUGGAGAGAGAUGGGGGUGUCCAGAAGCUACACCAUGGAGAGCAGCUACUGUGGCUGCAACCAGGGCCCCUAUCAGUGCACUCUCUUUUUAUUGGAUGUAACAAAAACAGACACUGCUCAUGCUUUGUUUAACUGACAGGGUCUACAGUUUGGUACCAGUGAACUGGAGGAGAUGGGGUCUAUGUUCUGCUUGGGCCUCCUCAUCUUGGAACUCAAAUCUGUAAGCUGCAGCCGUCAGCUCCUGACCUGUGCAGCAGCUCUACUGAAUGCUGAGGAGGAGUCUCUGGACCACCACCUCCAGCGGUAA
Molecule: messenger RNA, 3174 nt
Organism: Balaenoptera musculus (blue whale)
Lineage: Eukaryota; Metazoa; Chordata; Mammalia; Artiodactyla; Balaenopteridae
Gene: AGBL1
Product: ATP/GTP binding protein like 1
Exons: 23
Biological process (GO): proteolysis; C-terminal protein deglutamylation; protein side chain deglutamylation
Molecular function (GO): metallocarboxypeptidase activity; zinc ion binding
Source: RefSeq, a predicted model, not a curated record